Messenger RNA from Laetiporus sulphureus 93-53, 834 nucleotides. RefSeq lists its product as uncharacterized. The record is from RefSeq and is a predicted model, not a curated record. The transcript has 4 exons. Lineage: Eukaryota; Fungi; Basidiomycota; Agaricomycetes; Polyporales; Laetiporaceae. The coding region runs from base 183 to 728 and encodes 181 amino acids.
CGCUGCUUCUCUUCGUCGUCGCUGCCCCUGUUGAGCUUUCUUGCUUUCGAACCGGUCAUGUUCCACGAUGGCGUUCACUACGUUCCUGCUCGUGGCGGUGCACACGCUUUACGCUGUUACAUUGCAUUAUAUACGGACAACUUCCUUGGUGGCGUUGACUACCUACGUCGUCACGUCGGUGCAUGCCUCGGCCGCCGGUUGCGGGUUCGAGUGACGGAUCGGAGUUUGCGCGGUCGCAUUGCUUCGUUGGAUACUGCAUUCCUCCGCUUGGGGGUGCUAUUCGCAGGUCGUGCGUAUGCUCGACUGAUGAUAGACGCGGAUUUACGCUCAGCCUGCGUUAUUAUCGAGAUGCCGAUUACAGAUCUUCGCACGCCAACAUCGACGUGAUGCGUAGCCGCAACGAAUCCGCGUUGUAUCCCAUAUGCUUCUUCUGGUCGACUAUCGUCAUGAACGUCCUCACCGCGGACGAGAUCAUCUCUGCGUAUCUGACUCACAUUCAGCAACACGUCGCGUUCUGCUCUCGCACCAUCGAGGGCAUCCAACUCGCUGCAAAAGUGAACUAUCACGAACGAGGAUUCACCCUCUACGAUGGAAGCCAGCCAUCUUGUCAUCGCUGGAGCUGCCCCAAGCGGACACGUUUCUUCUUCGACGACGGCUGUUUGAAUAUUGCAUUUGAUAGCAUGGGCAUCCACUCCCGAACCGGUGUCGGUCUCCUGGCGCAUGAGUGAUUCGCCGUGUGGUGACGCGUGUGUGGUCAGAGCAAAGGGACCCGUAGUAUUUGCCGGAUCAGUAGACGAGUUAACAUCGACGUUCGACGGUGUAUUAUAAAUGUAA